Messenger RNA from Lactuca sativa (garden lettuce), 979 nucleotides. Its product is annotated as glutathione transferase GST 23. NCBI's taxonomy places the organism in Eukaryota, Viridiplantae, Streptophyta, Magnoliopsida, Asterales, Asteraceae. Gene Ontology annotation, cellular component: cytoplasm. Gene Ontology annotation, biological process: glutathione metabolic process. Gene Ontology annotation, molecular function: glutathione transferase activity. The record is from RefSeq and is a predicted model, not a curated record.
AAGAACAAACUAUUAAAAUGGCAGGAGACAAAGUGAAGCUAUUGGGAUUUUGGGGGAGCCCUUUCACGCUACGUGUGAAAUGUGCACUAAGCAUAAAAGAGAUUGAAUAUGAGUAUGUUGAAGAAGAUCUCCCAAACAAAAGUCCAAUGCUUUUGCAAUACAACCCUGUGUACAAAAAGAUACCAAUUCUUGUACACAAUGGUAAACCAAUCGUGGAGUCACUUGUGAUCCUUGAAUACAUAGAUGAGACAUGGAAAAAUCAUCCACUUCUUCCCGAAGAUCCUUUUGAGAGGGCAAGAUCUCGUUUUUGGGCAAAAUUUGUAGAUGACAAGUGCGUGCCAACAAUUUUUCAGACGUUUUCGAGUACAAGCGACUUAAAAGAUAAGGCUGCAAAGGAGACUCGAGAGAAUCUGAAGACUCUUGAGAGUAGUUUGAACCCACACAAACCCUUCUUUGGUGGCGAAAAAUUAGGCUUUAUAGACAUCACAGUUGCUUGGCUUGGCAUCUGGGCUCAAAUGGUCGAGAAAAUUGUAGACGUUAAACUUUUGGACGAUGAAGACACACCUUUGUUGAAUGCAUGGUUUAGAUAUGUUCUUGACUUACUUGUUAUCAAGGACAAUAUUCCCCCUCUCGACAGAUUACUAGCUCAUAACAAAGAUUUCCACGACCAGCUUAUUGCUACUAACAGUUGAUGUCUCUGACUCUCGAUAGAACAUGUGCCAAUGAACUUGGUUUUCCUUCACACAUGUUGGCCCAUCGGUGAUCCUUGACGUAUUGUUGGUGAAUAUCUGUCAAUAAAUGUUUCCCUUAUUUCGGGUAUGAAAUACAUUUUGUUAGUCUAAUAAAUAUUAAGUUUCAGAGCAAAACUUAGGGAUGAUAAGAAUAAGAUGCAUGUAAUCAGGAGUGUUAUUGGUACGUGAGUGCACAACAUUUAAAUAGAUAACAAACUUUAUGUAUGUAAGAUUGAAUUAUGGGGGUG